AGGAAAUGAUUGACAUCAUAUUCAUUUGUUUCCCCAGCGAUGUCCUACUUCUGUAAUCAUCCAACUGGCCCGCCUUCCUAAUAAUGAAUGACUCGGGACGUCUACAGAUGGCGAUGGAGUCCGUCCCUCCACACAAUGUGACACACAUUGAAGCUCCUGAAUACGCCGUAGAGUCCUGCGACCAAUGUUCUUCAGCAGGAACUCCACUUGCCCUGGAUGACCGCCACCUGGCGGGAGUGGGGGACAGCACCCAGCUGUUCGGGGUGCAAGUGGUCCUCAUCCUCGCCUACAUCACCAUCAUAGUGUUCGGAGUGGUGGGCAACGCGCUGGUGAUAUACGUGGUCUUCAAGUUCAAAACGUUACGGACCGUCACCAACUUCUUCAUCGUCAACCUGGCUGUGUCCGACUUGUUCAUGAACACCCUGUGCCUCCCUUUCACACUCGUGCACACCCUCUACGGCGAGUGGAAGUUCGGCCGCGUGCUGUGCUUCGUGCUGCCGUGCGCGCAGGCCAUGGCUGUGCACGUGUCCACCAUCACCUUCAACAUCAUCGCCCUCGACCGCCACAGGAGCAUCGUGUACCACCUGGAGACCAAGAUGUCCAAGGACAUGUGUGCCCUGGUUAUCGUCGCCACGUGGGCCGUCAGCGCCCUGCUCGCCAGCCCGCUCGCCGUCUUCCGGGAGUACCUCACGUUGGACCUCUCGCCCGGCGCGAGCAUCAAGGUGUGCGCCGAGCAGUGGCCCGUGAGCAGCAUGGACGGAACGAUGUACAGCAUCUGCAUGCUGCUGGUUCAGUACGGGCUCCCCCUGGCGGUCAACUCCUUCGCCUACCUGCGCAUCUGGAGCAUGUUGAAGAAGCACAGCAGCAGCCCAGGAGGUCGCAACGACCGCCACAGACGGCAGAGGAAGACAACGAAGAUGCUGGUGACCGUGGUGGUGGUGUUCGCCGUGACUUGGUUGCCGUUCCACGCGGUCCAGUUGGCCAUUGACAUGGACAGCAGUGUUCUGGAUCUGAAAGACUUCAAACUGCUUUUCACUGUGUUUCAUAUCGUGGCCAUGUGCUCCACCUGUGUCAACCCGAUCCUGUACGGGUGGAUGAACAACAGCUACCGCAACGCUUUCCGCAGGGUGUGUAAAUGUGACUUUAACUACAGCAGGUCAAGUAACGCCACGAGCAGGCCAAUUCAAAGGGAAGUCGCUGUUUGCUCCGAUUUCAAAGCUACAAAUGUGUGAAGUUACCUGCCUACAUUUUCAGUCAGUGGAAAAGGCUAAAUAUAAGUGUCACAGUAGGUAGAGAGGGAAAAAUUUGUGCCAAUUCACGUUUGGCCUUGCAACACUGUCUCAGAGUUGUCUCUGUAGCAGGGCAGACCAACUCGAAACGGGAUACAAUGGGUGGUCUCAGGAAAGUUAAACGCGACUCUGAAACUUUAAGGCCGGGUACCACUGCGUUACACCGCUUAGGAAAAAAAGGUUUGGUCCGGCAAGUUUCAGGCCUAAUCCCAAUUUUAUUUUUACCCCACUUGCUUUAAACUUGCCCUUUGGAACAGAGUCACGAGGGGGUAGUGCUUGAAAUCUUCCCCUGUGAAAAGGUAGCCUGGGAAACAGGCGAAUGUCGCGAGCUGAUGUUUAAUUUGCUCUACAAUUAAAAAGAUUGCUGCCAGUUUUGAGAUAGACUAGCCAAUCUCAACCUUGUAUCUAAUAUGAGGCUGAAUAAAUUAGAUGAAGGUGCAAAGGAACAACAACAACAAAGAUGGCUGCUGCUGAUGUAGAGCAGUCUGUUGAUUCCGCUGUCGAGACGGUAUUAAACAAACCGGAUGGUAUGUUUUCACUUAAACAAGAACAAACGAGUGCACCUAAAGCUUUUGUUAAGAAGAAAGAUGUCACUGAUGUUUAUUCAUCGCUCAGUGCUGCGUUGACCGUUUGGGGUCGAUGAUUGGUUGUAGGCCUAUCCAAUUGCGUCCAGAGGCAUUUUGGUCUGGCCCGUUGGUCAAAGUGUGAAUAAACAGAGAGGUUAGCCUGGCAACACCAGGCUAGUGAAAUAGGACAACCCUUUAAGAGCCUGCUACGUCAGCAGUAGACACUAGUGGCGUUUACAUAGACAUACAACAAUUUUGUUUCAGGACAUUUUGAAUCUCACAAUGCCGUCUUCAGAAGAGGUGGUUUCUGUUGCGUGGGCUGUAGGCAUCCUUUCGCGGUUCUCAACAGCAAAUCAUCAAAUUGCCUACUAUGGAAAUAGUGGUAUUAUCAUGCGAAUCGUUCAUAACUCAUGUGUUUCACUCUAUUAAUCUAUCAUACAUAAUAACAUCAUAAAGUUAUAAAAUACUAAAGAACACGCAUCAUUCACCAGGCCACUUGGAGUGUGCCACUCGGAGAAACCUUCAUUUUGAGGGACAUUGAGGCCUACCACUUGGUCGUACCCCUCUAUCCAAACAAGAAUUGGGACACCUUACCCUCUUUGGGUGAACAUGCAAAAUGGGGCGGUACCUUGCGGCUCGGAGCGGGACAGCUCGGUUAUGCUAAAUCUGCCUCGCGUUUCAACUGCUGACAGUACACUUUGUUACGGUAGGGCGGGGUUUAAGCCAGAUGGCGAUAGCCGCGGGUAGCUACGUAAGCAUUGUGGCACCAUAGCAGCGUGAUACAGUGAAGCCUGCUAAAAUCAAUUAAAUGAGAAGAACGCGACACAUUAAACAAAGAGCAACAAUGGAGGAUGUCCAAGAAGGACGGCAAACUUUUUUUUUUUUGGGACAUUUUCUUCAAUAAACGAAGGUAUAGCCUUUGCAGAAAUACCUUGCGGGUGCUGUUUCGUUUUUUUUCUUCUUCUGUCCCACGGAAGUGACAAUUCGGUCGACCAAUCAACGGACGGCGUGUUUAGCUCCACUCUUCGGCACCCUUUGAGACGGUUGGUACCCGACGGAGAUAUUCCGAAAAAUGGGAGCGGCUCAGCGUGGCUCAGCACGCAUAUUUUGGAACCCUGUCCAGCUUUUGGCGAUGGAAACGCCAUUAUAAGCGUACUGUGCCGCACCGAAGCGCACGUACCGCACCACUAGGUGGAAACGAGGCAUACAUGUACAAUGUGAACAAGUGGCGGAUUAGUGUAAGAUGUAUUUAUGCAAGUUGUGUGAACCUUAUCUAAUAAAUGGUGUGGUGGUAAGUAAUAGUAAGUAAAUAAUAUGAAAAAUCCUGUUGCCUAAAUUAAAAUAAAUGUUAUUUUAUUAAAGAAUAAAUACUAUACAUAUACUAUGUUUACUAAAUAGCGUUUUAAAGCUUAAGGAUAUUCUAAGGUGUUUGACUCCCAGCUGAAAGGUCCUUGGUUCAAUCUCCAAUGACCACAGCCUACCCUUUCGGCAUCAUUGAGCAAGAUUCCAAUACCUCCUGUAACCAGCCUGACCCAACCACACUCAAUACCUAUUGCUAACUCUUGUUGCUUAGUGUUGUAAGUCUAAUGUUGGCCCCCUGUGUUAAUUAGUCACCUGUGUGCCAUGUAUUAGUAACCUAGGUUCUGCUCAUUUUCUUGGUUCCUUGUUGGUUGUAGAUUUGUUUCUGUCUGCGUGUUUUGACAAAGUAAAGGUUCCUUCUGCCCCUACCCCGAGUCUGAUCGCUGCACUUGGGUUCACCUCCCUGUACAAUCUGUGACGCCUGCUCCUUAAUGACAUGUAUCUAAAUUAAGACUUUUAUGUUUGCUUAAGCUUUCUGCCAAAUCUUAAAUACAUUGGA
This is a messenger RNA of Gadus morhua (Atlantic cod), 3713 nucleotides long. It is a transcript of the gene npy2r, whose product is annotated as neuropeptide Y receptor Y2. The transcript has a single exon. Gene Ontology annotation, biological process: G protein-coupled receptor signaling pathway. The record is from RefSeq and is a predicted model, not a curated record. NCBI's taxonomy places the organism in Eukaryota, Metazoa, Chordata, Actinopteri, Gadiformes, Gadidae. Bases 84 to 1232 code for a protein of 382 amino acids. Gene Ontology annotation, molecular function: neuropeptide Y receptor activity. Gene Ontology annotation, cellular component: membrane.